Saccostrea echinata is the source of this 2138-nucleotide messenger RNA. Its product is annotated as nuclear receptor subfamily 1 group D member 2-like. The transcript has 6 exons. The record is from RefSeq and is a predicted model, not a curated record. The coding region runs from base 21 to 1676 and encodes 551 amino acids. Gene Ontology annotation, molecular function: nuclear receptor activity; RNA polymerase II cis-regulatory region sequence-specific DNA binding; zinc ion binding. Gene Ontology annotation, biological process: cell differentiation; negative regulation of transcription by RNA polymerase II; hormone-mediated signaling pathway. Lineage: Eukaryota; Metazoa; Mollusca; Bivalvia; Ostreida; Ostreidae.
UCAGCAUACAUCAGGUUACAAUGCUUGAACCAACUACAGACAAUCUGCAGGACACAAAAAUCAAAAAGGAAGUGAAACGCAAAGACAUGAAAGGCAAGAAAAGACAAAAGUACAUCCCUACAUCAGAGCCAUUAGAACUUCCCUUCUGUCGAAUCUGUGGAAAGAAGGCAUCAGGCAUUCAUUUUGGAAUAUAUAGCUGUGAGGCCUGCAAGGCUUUCUUCAGAAGAUGUUUACAACGAAAAACCCCAUUUAAGUGUGACAAGGGGGAUAACUGCCUCAUUGACGAACAGCAGAAAGGUCUAAAUUGUUCUGCUUGUCGUUUAAAGAAAUGUCUUGACAAUGGAAUGUCGAAAGAAGGUGUGCGAAUAGGUCGCUACUCUACUGCGGAAAGGACCAAUGUCAUAAUGGAAGUCAAGAAACUUCAUGCCUCAGUUAAAACCCCCCAACAACCAUCCCUCCCCAAACAACCAUCCCUUCCUGCUACAAAUUCCACAGGCAGCGACAGUCUAUUACCUUCAAUAGACCUACUUACAGACCAGCCAGCAGACAUUCCAGAAAAUUCUUCUGAGAUUAUUGACAUUCUGAACAUUCCUCAGGAUUUAGUUACAAUUGAGGAAGUGUUCUCAAUUACAGAUAGCAUAUGUUUAGAAGUAGAGACCUCACCAGUUGAGAGUAAUUAUAGUUCCUCAAAUGGACAUGAAUCACACAAUUCUUCGAUCUCCUCACCUUUAUCCGUGAGCUCCCCUAAUUCAGAGGAAUCUGUGGAAAGCAUGGGUUCAUUAGUUGAUGCUUUGGAGAACAAUCAGAUUGUAGUGUUAGAAAGCAGCCAGUUGUCUUUACCAAAGGAAUGCCUAAAUCGGUGGUUAAUUAAUGAAGAGGCUAGCCAGAUUAUCAACCAGUUAAUGACAAGUUAUCAAUUUCUCCAACCAUUCUCAAUGUCACUGACCGAGGAGGAACGCAAUGACAUAUUUACCCAUGGUCUCAAACAAUACGAAGAGAGAGUACAACUUUUUGGGAAGAUGGAGUUUCUUUCAUUAGAAGAAUACAAGGACAUAUAUAAAAAGACCCAGAUUGAUAUAGAUGGCAGGCUAGAACUCUACUCCUUUGGUCGUUCUGAGAUGACAAAGAUGUUUGACGAAUAUGUCAAAUUUAGCCAAGGAAUUGUCAACUUUAAUUCUCUGUGUGCAAAGGACAAGUCAGCUUUGUUAAAAGCAUCCAAUUUUGACUUUGAAAUGAUUCUGGACUAUCGAUCUGUCGACACGGACAAAGAAAUGUUACUGACCUACACAGGCAAGCUUAUGCCUAUGAGUGAGUGCUGUCCCCACAUGUCAGUAGACACUAUAAAAAGAUGGGCUGACUUCUGCACAACCGUCGAAAAACUUUGUUUAAGUCCCCAGGAACAUGCACUGACACUUGGCAUCUGCUUGACAUUUCAAGAUAGGUGUCCUCUGGAAUCUCCACAGAAGGUGGAGGAAAUUCAGCACAAGUUGAUCAAAGUACUGGAGAUAUUACUACAAGAAUCCCACAAACAAGAGAGUGGUGUGCGACUAGCCAAGAUCAUGGACUUGUUUGUGCGCCUGCGUGAUAUGCACCAAGAAUACCAUGACGUGUUGGAAGAGAUGUGCAAAGAUGACAUCUUGACAGAAUGUAUUCCCGAGAUUUAUCUUUAUGUUUGAGACAUUUAUAUAGCAUCACUUCAUUUGUAAUUGUUGGUAGUGUUUUAAAACAUUGCAGUGCUGUGUAAAUCUUGUUGUCUUUCAUGUUGUUUUGAAAUUGGAGUAAAUUUUAUUCUCAUGACAUAUACCAUUUAGUCACGAAACAUAAAAGUUAAAAAAUAAUAAAUGUUUUGCUAUCUUACUUCUUGAAGAAAUGAAGAUGGGAAAAUUAGUUUUAACAUUUAAGAUUUUGUCUCAAAAUAAAAUAAACAUGUGUAUUGGAAAUUGGAAGGGGAAUUUUUAAAGUUCUAUUUGUACAUAUACAUACAUGUACAUGUACUAUACAUGUAUAUAGAUUUAAGUUCCUGUCUUGCUUUGUAAUUAGCUACACAUUUACAGAAAUUUCCUUCUUCAUUUCAAAGCAAUCAGUUUGAUACAUGUUAUUAUUUUUGAGUGAUUCACUCAGCAUUUUUUUUAUCUUAA